AUGACGCUGGGGGUGGAUGCGUAUGGACUAGCCUGUGUCUUUGGACUGGGGUGUGUUCAAUGCUGUUGGCUGUGGCGUGUGCGUGUGUGCAGGUCAUGUCACAUCGCAUCCACCGCGUGUCCAGUGUGUACAGACCAUCAUGCCCCUCUCGUCUCCUCAGGCAACGCCAUCCGUCCCAUUGCCCUCCGGGCUGUGUCGGCCAUCGCCAGGGCCCUGCCCGGCUUCCCCAUCCUGGCCACGGGGGGCAUCGAUUCAGCCGAGGCCGGCCUGCAGUUCCUCCACGCUGGAGCUUCAGUCCUGCAGGUGUGCAGUGCAGUCCAGAACCAGGACUUCACCGUGAUUGAGGACUACUGCCUGGGGUUGAAGGCUCUGCUCUACCUGAAGAGCAUCGAGGAGCUGCAAGAUUGGGAUGGCCAAUCACCACCCACCCUCAGGCACCAGAAGGGCAAGCCCAUCCCCCGACUGAAGGAACUGCAGGGCAAGACUCUGCCCAGUUUCGGCCCCUACCUCCUGGAGAAGAACAAGAUCCUGGCAGACUACAAGAAGACCAUGAACGGCCAAAGUGAGGCGUUAGCCACAGAGGCUAACGCCACCAGAACCUACACCCCCAAGAGACCCAUACCUGCCGUCAAGGAUGUAAUUGCCAGAGCCCUAAAGCACAUCGGGGCCUAUGGAGAACUGAACAACACAGAGCAGGUGCUAGCAGUCAUAGACGAGGACAUGUGUAUCAACUGUGGCAAGUGCUACAUGACCUGCAACGACUCUGGAUACCAGGCUAUCACGUUUGACCCUCAGACCCAUCUUCCUAUAGUGACUGACAGCUGUACCGGCUGCACACUUUGUCUGAGCGUCUGCCCCAUCAUCGAUUGCAUCACCAUGGUUGCCAGGACAACGCCGUACGUGCCCAAGAGAGGCCUGCCUCAAGCCGUUAUGCCCGUCUGCUAAAGGGAACGACGACGACAGAGAGAGAGAGAGAGAGAG
Molecule: messenger RNA, 981 nt
Organism: Hypomesus transpacificus
Lineage: Eukaryota; Metazoa; Chordata; Actinopteri; Osmeriformes; Osmeridae
Product: dihydropyrimidine dehydrogenase [NADP(+)]-like
Biological process (GO): uracil catabolic process; thymine catabolic process
Cellular component (GO): cytosol; cytoplasm
Molecular function (GO): iron-sulfur cluster binding; NADP binding; uracil binding
Source: RefSeq, a predicted model, not a curated record